Molecule: messenger RNA, 1618 nt
Organism: Aedes aegypti (yellow fever mosquito)
Lineage: Eukaryota; Metazoa; Arthropoda; Insecta; Diptera; Culicidae
Gene: Or11
Product: odorant receptor 56a
Exons: 5
Coding region: 48-1310 (420 amino acids)
Biological process (GO): detection of chemical stimulus involved in sensory perception of smell; sensory perception of smell
Cellular component (GO): plasma membrane
Molecular function (GO): olfactory receptor activity; odorant binding
Source: RefSeq, a predicted model, not a curated record
GCACUGCGACCGCCGCAGUAUUUGACGAGCGGCGAGUGACAGUCAACAUGCAGCUGAAAGACGAAUGGAUCCAGGAGGACGACGUUUACGACAAUCCGUUGCUCCGGUUGACCAUCAACGGGUUGAAAUACUAUGGGAUUUUGCUCUAUAAGAGCCAACCGUUUAAGAAGUUGAACUGCUUUAGGGGAGUUUGCUUCACGGCGUCCAUGCUGGCGUUUAACGUUACGCAGUAUGUCGAUCUCUAUCAGGUGUGGGGAAACAUUGCCGAAAUGACGGCCAAUGCGGCCACUACGCUUCUUUUUACAACAACAAUCGUGAGAAUUCUGCAUUUCUACUGGAAUCGUGCUAGGUUCAACAACGCUAUAAAAGUCGCUGACGAAGGUGUCCAGCAUCUGCUUCGAUUUGGAAAUGCUCCGGAGAAGGAAAUUUUCUGGGACAAUGUUAAAUACAUGAAUCGUUUGACUGCAGCAUUUUGGAUUUGUGCAUUAGUUACGGCCAAUACCAUGUGUGUUUACGCGUUGGUUCAAUAUCAAUCCCUGAAAUCCAUGGAUUCGUUCAACUCAACGGAACCCUUCGACCCGCCCACGAUUUUGCGUUCUUGGUAUCCAACGGACAACAUCGUGGACAGCUUUGCCACCAUUUAUCUCAUACAGUUGUACAUCAUGUAUGUGGGUCAGCUAAUUGUUCCAUGUUGGCAUGUUUUUAUGGUUAGCUUGAUGCUGUACGCUCGAACUGCGUUGAUGGCCCUGAACUACAAGUUGGCUAACCUGGAACAGUAUGCAGUGUCGGGAAUGCGUAGCGGACGGAAAAUCAAGUGCGUCGUAGAUCCUGAAGAGGAACGAUGUAACGUUCGGAAGGAGCUGAUUGUGGAAUGCAUUCAACAGCAGCACAAGAUCUUCGAGUACACUCGGGAAUUGGAAGCCUUGACAAGGGGUGCCAUGUUUAUGGACUUUGUGGUAUUUUCUGUGUUACUUUGCGCACUGCUGUUUGAAGCUUCUUCGACAAACUCAUUUGUGCAAAUAUUUAUAGACAUUUGCUAUAUUAUGACCAUGACCGCUAUGCUGUUCCUCUAUUAUUGGCACGCCAACGAGAUACACUAUCAGGCCAACCUUCUUUCCAGCUCGGCAUUCAUGAACGACUGGUAUAACUAUCCCCGCUCGGUUAACCGCCAUUUGAUCACCUUCAUCUGCUACAGCAACAAACCGCUUGACAUGAAAGCCUACAUUGUUUCGAUGUCACUGGAUACUUUCCUGGCGAUUCUCCGAGCUUCUUACAGCUAUUUCACGAUCCUGAAACAAGCUGCCGGCUAAUUGGCCCCGGCUCCGAAGGAUUCGCACUCGAGCACUGCUGCUAAGUGCAAACUGUUUAUUCAUCAGCGGAGGACCAACAACGAAAAUAACAUCCCACUCAACAGCACUCUCCGGAUUGCAAAAGAACACUGCACACUGUUACUAAUUCAUUUAAUUAAACAAUAGCACCUGUUUUCGCACAAAGUACCAACUCAACAUGACUUAAGUGCACGAUGGGUCAGAAAUCGAGAAUUCAAUGAAUUUUUCAAUAUUAAAAAAAUAUGUGAUUUUAUUCAUGUUUUUCCAGAAUUUCCUAGCAACCAUCUAGA